AUGCUGAAUCAAGUUAUAAGCUUGCCGGGCCAGCCAUCCUCACUCUCUACAAAUUCUGUUUCACCAAACGAAAUUGUCAUCUCAUGGAGCGCUCCUACUGAUGUAGGAGAUGGAAUAACAAGGUACUGUGUUAAGUGGCAGGCAGCUGGAAUAUCUCACAUUCAACAAAGAGUAGUUACAGUGAGCAGAUCUGCGACAUUGGACAAGCUAACGCCUUACACAUGGUUUGACAUCCAAGUGAGAGCAGAAACUGAUAAGGGAAGUGGCCCUUGGUCAGUAUCACUAAAAGUGAGAACUAACGAGUCAAUUCCAGCAGUGGUAAAGGUCGAUGACCUCGAGAAAGGCAUCCUUUAUCUGCCAAUCGCUAUUUCAGCAGCAUUGUUGUUUAUAGUGAUGAUCAUCCUCACCGUGGUUUUCAUACUGCUACGAAAAAACCAUCAAGAAAUGGCCUCAAGAAAAAAAGCUGUCAAAAUGAAUCAACGUGACUUUCAAGAGAGUUUGCCAUUAAAUGUUUUGAAUGUUGGUGCCCGGCUAGAGUUUGCUUCGGGAAAUGGAACCGGGAUUGAGAGGUUCCAUAGGGAACCGCUAGUCCAACAGGAGGGUGUUUACACCGAACUGCUUCCGGAGUCAAUGAUGACCUCUGAAAACGAUGGUUCCCGAACGUACACUUCCCUUGUGAAAUCAACAGAAGACAGCGACAUUGAAUAUAUGAAUCAAUUACUUGCUUCUGAGUAUGUUAAUGUUUAAGUGGAUUGUUCGUAUUUAAGAUGAAUAGCGCUAAUCCUUAAAAGCUGAGGUAAACAAAAUGCCGAUGGUAUGUGUCUCUGCGAAGCUGCUAU
Molecule: messenger RNA, 839 nt
Organism: Pocillopora damicornis (cauliflower coral)
Lineage: Eukaryota; Metazoa; Cnidaria; Anthozoa; Scleractinia; Pocilloporidae
Molecular function (GO): protein binding
Source: RefSeq, a predicted model, not a curated record